AUGGCUGGCGCCGCCACCGCUGCGUCGGCCCCGUGUGACCCGGCGUCGCUGGGCGCGAAGCUCCUGCCCAUCUUGGGCACGGCGCCGUUCAAGGCCUGCGGCACGGCCGCCAGCUUCGACCUCACGACCGUCAAGACGAUCCUCGCGAGUCCCGACUGCCAAGAGCUCUACAAGUCGCUCCAGACGAGCUAG
This is a messenger RNA of Saprolegnia parasitica CBS 223.65, 192 nucleotides long. RefSeq lists its product as hypothetical. The transcript has 2 exons. The coding region runs from base 1 to 192 and encodes 63 amino acids. The record is from RefSeq and is a predicted model, not a curated record. NCBI's taxonomy places the organism in Eukaryota, Oomycota, Saprolegniomycetes, Saprolegniales, Saprolegniaceae.